GGCGGCAGCGUCGCAGCGUCACAACGAGAGCGGCUCUCGGGCUUUGUUUUGUGGACGUGAAUGAGCUCCAUCAACUCCUUCGGAAAUGUGGACGGACAUAAGGACGUUGAUACUUUUUCAUGCGUUUGUCCUGAGGGUUCAUUUCUCAGAAGCAACGGAUGAGUGUGAGGAUGGACAGUUUCAGUGCAACAACAAAAGGUGUAUACCGACCAUCUGGAGGUGCGACGACGAUGACGACUGCUCCGACAACAGCGAUGAAGAAAACUGCCCCAGGAAGACGUGUGCCCCCGCAGAGUUUGCCUGCUUAAAUGGCCAGUGUGUCCCGGGACGGUGGCGGUGCGACGGGGAACCCGAGUGUCCCGACGGCUCCGACGAGGCAGCGGAGACCUGCAGCAAACAGACGUGCCCUCCAGAGAAAUUUGACUGUGGCGGAUCCACCAACAAGUGUGUCUCGUUGUCAUGGAGAUGUGAUGGGGAGAAGGAUUGCGAGAACGGGGCCGACGAGGAGGACUGCGCGUCUGACGCCAAAGCCUGCCCCAGCGGGGAGUUCAUGUGCGCCAACCGCAAGUGCCUGGCCACCGUCUACGCGUGCGACGGCGACGACGACUGCGGCGACGGCAGCGACGAGCUCAAGUGCGCGUCCCCUCUGACCUGCGGGCCCAACCACCUCCGCUGCAACACCUCGGAGUGCGUGCCGCUCAUGUGGAGCUGCGACGGAGACCCCGACUGCGCCGACAGUUCCGACGAGGGGCCGGAGCGCUGCGGCGGCGACGGCGCGCCGUACCUGCUCAACCGGCGGAUCAACUGCACCGCCGAGGAGUUUCGCUGUGCCAACGGGGAGUGUGUGAGGCUGACCUGGAAGUGUGAUGGAGACCCAGACUGCAAAGACAAGUCCGAUGAGUCUGAAUGCCCCCUGCUGACGUGUCGCCCCGAUGAGUUCCAGUGCGGCGACGGUUCCUGCAUCCACGGCACCAAGCAGUGUAACAAGGUUCACGACUGUCCAGAUCACAGCGACGAAUCCGGCUGCGUCAACGCCACAAAAUGUGAGGGGCCCCUGAAGUUCCUGUGUAAAAACGGAGAGUGCAUUGACAGCGCCAAGGUGUGCGACUCUGUCAAGGACUGCAAGGACCGGUCAGAUGAGCCCAAGAAGGAGUGCGGGCUGAAUGAGUGUAUGAUCAACAACGGGGGCUGCUCCCAUGUCUGCACGGACCGACCCAUUGGCUUUGAGUGCCAGUGCCCCACUGGCUACCAGCUACUGGACAAAAAGACCUGUGGGGACAUCGAUGAGUGUGAGAACCCAGAUGCUUGUAGCCAGAUCUGCAUCAACUACAAGGGCGAUUUUAAAUGUGAAUGCCACGAAGGAUAUGAGAUCGACCCUGCUACUAAGACCUGCAAGGCAGAAGGAAAGAGCCCGUACCUGCUAUUCACCAACCGGCAUGAGAUCCGCCGCAUCGACCUGGUGAAGAGGGACUACAGCCAGGUGGUGUCCACCCAGAAGAACGCUGUAGCUCUGGACCUGGAUGUGGCCAACAACCGCGUCUUCUGGUGCGAUCGCUUCCACAGGAAAAUCUACAGUGCCUUCAUUCACGAGGCCAGCGACCCCUCCCAGCAGGUGCCGCUGCUGGAUUCUCUCCUGCAGACCCCAGUGGGUCUGGCUCUGGACUGGCUCCAACACAACCUGUACUGGGCCGACUCGGGAGACAAAUCCAUCUCCGUGGCCUCGGUGGACGCAACCAAGAGACGCGUCCUCAUCAACAGCGACCUGAGCGAGCCCCGAGCCAUCGCGCUGGAUCCCCAUCACGGCUUCAUGUACUGGUCUGACUGGGGCACGAGAGCCAAGAUCGAAAAGGCCGGGAUGAACGGAGUGGACCGACGGGUGCUGGUGGCUGAUAACAUUGAAUGGCCCAAUGGCAUCACUCUAGAUGUAGCCAACAGGCGUCUGUACUGGGUGGAUUCGAAGCUGCACCUCAUUGCCAGCGUGGACCUGAACGGAGCGCACCGCAGAACACACGUGUCAUCCGCAGAGACACUGGGGCAUCCCUACGCGCUGGCCGUUUUUGAGGAUCGCAUCUACUGGACAGACAGAGACAGAUCGGCGGUCUUCAUGGCCAACAGGUUGACCGGUCAGGACAUCCACACGCUGGCUGAAAACCUCAACGACCCCCACGACAUCGUGGUCUUCCACCAGCUCCGCCAGCCACAAGGUCCAGACAGCUGUAAUCUGGGCAGUGUGGCCAAUGGGGGGUGUGAGUACUUGUGUCUUAAGGCUCCACAGAUCACAGAGCACUCGCCCAAAUACACCUGCGCCUGCCCCGACGGGCAGGACCUGGGGCCCGACAUGAGGGGCUGUGUGCCAGCACCAAGAAACAACGUGACGCAGACGUCCUCACCUCCUGCUGGAUUUACACCUGGCACCAGAGCGACUCUGGCGGAAGACUUCCCGCCCCCCUCAGGCGGAGUAUCGCAGGCGGACGCCACCCCUCACCUGACCACGGCUCCCUCCGGGGCCCCGGAUCUCCUCACGCCCGACUCCACUCUGAAGGGUCGAGAGUCGAAGGUGCCGGGGGGGUCGCACUCCACUGCCACGGCGAUGGUCACCUCCACCACACCUGCCAGGGACAGCAGCGUCUCUCAACACUCCGGCAGCGAGAAUUUCCUCCUGGGCGAGAACCUGACAGUGGCUGUUUUGGGAGUGGUCAUCCCCAUCGUUCCUGUCGUUGCCACAGUGGUGUUCAGCCUGGUGUGCGCCGGGGUCUACCUGGUGUGGCGCAACUGGCGGCGCAACUCCACCAAGAGCAUGAACUUCGACAACCCCGUCUACCGCAAGACCACCGGCGAGGGCGAGGAGGACGAGAUCCACAUCGGGCGGACGGACGGCAUGGGACACCACGGGCACCACCACCCGUACCCGCAGGGCGUCAACGUGGGAGUCGUAGGGGCCGGAGUCGGCACCUGCCCCCAGUUCAUCGCCCUGCCACUGGGGGGCAGCAUGCCCGACCCGGGGACUCACUGGUACACGGAGCAGCCCAUGCUGUCCUCGGCAAAGUGACCCUCGAGAGCAGAUCCGGGGGGGAAGAUGGCCGCUCAGGCACACGGGCGCGCACACACAGCGAGGUCACGGGUGGCUUGGACCCCAGUUUGCAGAAGGAAGAACAACAUAUCAUCAAGUGUUACAUGCAGCCAUUUUUUGUGCCAACUACCAUUAGAAAAAAAAGAUUUAUUUAGACUAACACAAUUCUCUAAAAAGUAAUUUCGUACCUUUUUCCGUGCAGGAGUUCUACUUUCGUACGUCACUGCUGAGAAUUAGAGAAUUUGUAGUUAUAACAUUGACCGAAACUGAAAUAUAGAAAACUGGUUAUUAUUCUGUAGUUUGCAUUGAAAACUGAGUGAGGUGUCUGCUGUGUGUCUUAUAUUUUGAGACGGGACUGGUGAGAAGUUCUGUGUCAUCCUCGGUGUAUAAAUAUGGGCUUUGUGUUAUUCCUGGUUGGCCAUGAAGCUGUGGGAACACUGUGCAAGGAAGAGCUCCGAAACUGGGACAGUAACUGCGUUGGUGGGACAAUCUGUACAGAUUCUUGUACGAAUCGAUCACAAAAGUCAUAGAUGUCAUUACUGUCAUUAAUGGUCUUAUGUAGUUUUCCCAGAUGGGUUUUGUUUUCCGUGAGAUUUUAUUAUUUUCAUUUUGACUAAUUUUAAAAGAAAGCUCCACACCUCCAUGACAUACUUUAUAAGUCUUUAAGGGCGAGUUGUCUUGCGUUUCGAAGUGCACUAGACUCGAGGGUAGAUGUCUUGAUUGGAGUUUUUGCGCGUGGAUUGGAAAGUAAGAAAAUAGAGAUAGUAGACGUGCUGUGAGGUUAGAGAGAGGUGGAUUUUACGCAAGAGUUGCUUCUUAUCACUUCUUUUUUAGAUAUUAAAUGGUUUGAGAAAAGCAAUAGACUGCAGUUCAAAAAAAAAAAGAAUUUGAGUGUUCUAAAAUGUUAUUUGAUCACCCGCCUCUGACUGUGACAAAUGGGCACAUAAGUACGCGUAAAGCAGUGAGAGAAAAGUCAUGCUGUAUUCUCCAGAGGGCGGAUGCAAUGCGCACUUGCGCUCCAAAAACACAAACAGCAUGAAUAAUUGCUCACCAGCUGAGGAUGCAGCCGUUCGUUGUUGAACGAGACGCACACACAUUCGCAAAAGAAACCAGGAGCCCGAGACCCGCUCCCCCCUCCUCCUCGUGCGAUGGCCGAUAUAUUGGUGCCGACAGUUUUGCAUAGAGCCGUGUGGGAGGGGUGAUAGGGGGGGGUGGGGGGCCCAGCUGGGGGGCUGCAUGAUGAAAAAGACCCUUCAAGUGAUGUGACCACAGAAAACUAAAACCUGACUCUGAUGAAAUGAGAUUGAGACCAAAUUAUUGGUGAACGUGCUUCAUGCUGGUUUAGACACUGUUACAUCCAUAAACCUAAAAAGUCUGUGUGUGUGUGUGUGUGUGUGUGUGUGUGUUUGUAUGUGUGCGUGUGUGUGCUCACUAUUAUGCAUGUAUGUGCUAAUUUCAUCCCACAGCCAUAUUUGAACCGUUUUGUAUGCUCUUUGUUGCACAACCCUCUUAGAAUGCCUUCUGCAUUGUGUGUUGCAUGGAGCGUGAAUACAAAGGUAUUUUGUGUGUGCGUGUGUGUGUGUGUGUGCGUGUGUGUGUGUGUGUGUGACAGUGUGGGACACUGGAGAAGCUCUGAGGGUGCUUUUUAAAUCAUUGAUUUGUAAAUAUGUUUUCAUAAGGUUUUUGAUAAUGUAUUAUACAAUUAUUUAAAAGAAAGGAUGUACAUAAGAUUUUAGAAUAAAGUGUUGACAUGUAUAUUAAUUUAUUUGUAUCAAAGCAGAACACUGCAUUCCCUGAUUGUAAGAAAUCUGAAUUAUCCACCAAAGUGGUUUGUGUCGUUUCUUGCUGUGCACCAUUCACGGUUAUUUUUUCAGUGACCCUUUUUCCUUUGUUAGCACACGUAAAACAUGGUGUCCCCCUCCCCGAAAACUCCCCACAUCUUUGCUACCUUGAUGUUAAUGAGAAGAGUGAUUUUGGUUGACCUGUGCCUUUUUGUUUACUUUUUCAUUCUCCUGUAGUAUUUUCAAGGACAGGGAUCAGCCACCCACUGUACAUGCAAAGAUAAACCGUAUGAAAACCAUACUGGUUCCACUUUUUGAUUUUCUGUAAUGAAUUACUUUGGAAUAUCUAUAUAUUGAUAUAUAAAAUCUGACUGAAAAUGUCUUUAA
This is a messenger RNA of Gasterosteus aculeatus aculeatus (three-spined stickleback), 5238 nucleotides long. Its product is annotated as low-density lipoprotein receptor-related protein 8. The record is from RefSeq and is a predicted model, not a curated record. Lineage: Eukaryota; Metazoa; Chordata; Actinopteri; Perciformes; Gasterosteidae. Gene Ontology annotation, molecular function: protein binding; calcium ion binding; hormone binding. Gene Ontology annotation, biological process: receptor-mediated endocytosis. Gene Ontology annotation, cellular component: apical plasma membrane; plasma membrane; signaling receptor complex.